AUGGAUGUAACCAAGAAGAACAAAAGAGAUGGCACUGAAGUCACUGAACGAAUCAUCACAGAAACAGUAACUACAAGACUUACAUCCUUACCACCAAAAGGGGGGACCAGCAAUGGCUAUGCUAAAACAGGAUCUCUGGGUGGAGGGAGCCGGCUGGAGAAACAGAGCCUGACGCAUGGCAGCAGCGGCUACAUAAACUCAAGUGGGAGCAUGCGAGGCAGUGCCUCCACCUCCAGUUACAGGAGGGCCCAUUCACCUGCCUCCACUCUGCCCAACUCACCAGGCUCGACUUUCGAGAGGAAGACUCAUGUCAGCCGCCAUGGAACAUAUGAAGGGAGCUCCAGCGGCAACUCUUCCCCCGAGUACCCUCGGAAGGAAUUUGCAUCUUCUUCUACCAGAGGACGGAGCCAAACACGAGAGAGUGAGAUCCGAGUUCGACUGCAGAGUGCGUCCCCAUCUACCCGCUGGACAGAAUUGGAUGAUGUCAAGCGUUUGCUCAAAGGGAGCCGCUCAGCAAGCGUGAGCCCCACCCGGAAUUCCUCCAACACACUCCCCAUCCCCAAGAAAGGCACCGUGGAGACCAAGGUGGUGACAGCGAGCUCCCAGUCAGUGUCUGGCACCUAUGAUACAACCAUCCUGGAUGCCAACCUUCCCUCCCAUGUGUGGUCCUCCACCUUGCCAGCGGGGUCCUCCAUGGGCACCUAUCACAACAACAUCACAACCCAGAGCUCAUCCCUGCUCAACACCAAUGCCUAUUCUGCAGGAUCAGUCUUUGGAGUUCCAAAUAACAUGGCCUCCUGCUCCCAAACUCUGCAGCCGGGAAUCAGCACCAGCUCCUCAGUGUUCGGCAUGCAGAACAAUCUGGCCCCCAGCUCAUCCACCCUGUCCCACGGCAUGGCCACCACUUCCACAGCAUAUGGUGUGAAGAAAAACAUGCCCCAGAGUCCCACUGUUGUGAGCACUGGGGUGUCCACUUCUGCAGGUAACACCACAAAUGUCCAGAAUGAUGACCUCUUGCACAAGGACUGUAAAUUCCUGAUCCUGGAGAAGGACAACACACCCUCCAAGAAGGAGAUGGAGCUGCUGAUCAUGACCAAGGACAGCGGGAAGGUCUUUACAGCCUCCCCAGCCAGCGUCACUGCAACUUCUUUUUCAGAGGACACCUUAAAAAAGGAAAAACAAGCUGCGUACACCGACACCUACCUAGUGUCAGAAGCUAACGGGGAUGUGAAGACUGUGUCCGCAAAGGGCAAGGGCGCCUCUGCAGACAUCCACGGCUACGACCACCGCCAUGGUGGUGGAGGCGGUGGCGGCAGCAGCGGCGGUGCCCUUGGCAGUGGAGCCGCUGGUGGAGGGGGCAAGGGCUCGUGGGGGGCAGCGCCUGCCUGGUGCCCCUGCGGCUCCUGGUGCAGCUGGUGGAAGUGGCUACUGGGCCUGCUGCUCACCUGGCUACUGCUCCUGGGGCUGCUCUUCGGCCUCAUCGCUCUGGCCGAGGAGGUGAGGAAGCUGAAGGCACGUGUGGAUGAGCUGGAGAAAAUGAGGGGCCGCUUGUCUUACAACGAGAAGAUGGAGAGGAGCAGCCAGGAUGCUGUCCAGGGGGUUGCGCCCAGGCUGGGGGAAGGUCUAGGAAAAUCUGGGCUUGAUGGCUACAAUCAGGAGGACAUCUGGCAAUUCGUGAGGGCCAGGCUGAUGACAGAACAGGAAAACGGAAAUCUCCGAGGAAGCCCUGGGCCUAAAGGUGACAUGGGAGUUCAAGGCCCUAAAGGAGACCGAGGGUUCCCUGGAACUCCAGGUAUCCCUGGGCCCUUGGGCCACCAAGGUCCAGAGGGACCAAAGGGACAGAAAGGCAACAUGGGUGAGCCUGGCAUGGAGGGGCCCAUGGGCCAGAGAGGGCGAGAAGGCCCCAUGGGACCUCGCGGUGAACCAGGGCCCCCUGGGUUUGGAGAGAAAGGAGACAGAGGGGAUGCCGGUAAACCGGGUGUUCAGGGCCCACCUGGUGUCCCAGGCUCUGUCGGUCCCAAAGGUUCCAGUGGUUCUCCUGGCCUGCAGGGUCCCCCAGGCUCUAUAGGUCCCCAAGGACUCCGAGGUGAAGUGGGACUCCCAGGUAUCAAAGGUGACAAAGGACCCAUGGGACCACCGGGACCCAAAGGCGACCAGGGUGAGAAAGGACCCCGAGGCCUCACAGGCGAGCCCGGCUUGAAAGGUUUACCUGGUGCCGUGGGUGAGCCCGGGGCUAAAGGAGCGAUGGGACCCGCUGGCCCCGACGGACAUCAAGGCCCAAGAGGGGAACAAGGUCUUCCAGGAAUGCCGGGAACCCGGGGAUUACCAGGACCUUCUGGGGACCCAGGGAAGCCAGGUCUCACUGGACCCCAAGGACCUCAGGGAAUUCCUGGUACCCCCGGCCGACCAGGAGUUAAAGGUGAACCAGGAGCUCCAGGCAAGAUCAUGACUUCAGAGGGAUCAUCGACCAUCACUGUCCCAGGUCCCCCAGGACCUCCUGGAGCCAUGGGACCUCCGGGACCUCCAGGAGCCCCAGGCCCUGUUGGUCCAGCUGGUCUCCCAGGACAGCAAGGCCCUCGAGGGGAGCCGGGCCUGGCUGGCGAAUCAUUCAUGGGCAGCAGCAGCUCCAUCUCUGAGGUCCUGUCCACCCAGGGUGUUGAUUUACGAGGUCCCCCAGGCCCACCUGGCCCACCUGGGCCACCAGAUCCUGGCUUCAGCAUUGCCUCUUCCUUACCCUUUUCUACAAGACUAUCCAUUCCAGCCCCCCCGGGACCCCAAGGCCCAGCAGGGGAAGGCUUGCCAGGCCCACCAGGCCCGCCAGGAUCUCUCCUGACCAGCUCAGAGACCUUCUUCUCUGGCCCUCCAGGCCCACCUGGGCCCCCAGGCCCCAAGGGAGAUCAAGGCCCCCCAGGCCCCCGAGGACACCAAGGCGAGCGAGGCCUCCCAGGGCUCUCAGGCUCAGGCUCCAGUUCUCUUGGACUCAACCUGCAGGGACCACCAGGCCCACCUGGCCCUCAGGGACCCAAGGGUGACAAAGGUGAUCCUGGAGUCCCAGGGGCUCCUGGCAUUCCUAGUGGGCCCUCUCGAGGGGGAUCGUCGUCAAGCACCAUGUUCAUGCAGGGUCCACCAGGCCCACCAGGGCCCCCUGGGCCCCCAGGCUCCCUCAGCAGCUCUGGCCUGGAGAUUCAGCAAUACAUCUCUGACUACAUGCAGAGUGACAGUAUCAGGUCUUAUCUGUCUGGAGUUCAGGGUCCCCCAGGCCCACCUGGUCCCCCCGGGCCUGUCACCACCAUCACCGGUGAGACUUUCGACUACUCAGAGCUGGCCAGCCUCGUCGUGAGCUACUUACAGACUUCCGGGUACAGCAUCAGCACAUCCUCCACCUCCAUCUCUUCUGAAGACAUCCUGGCUGCGCUCCGGCGGGAUGACGUGCGUCAGUAUCUACGGCAGUACCUGAUGCCGCAAGGAGCCGGUGGAGAUUGGUUCCUCCAGUCUCUGGAUUAUGCAGAGCUGAGCAACCGCAUCCUCAGCUACAUGGCUAGCACUGGAGUCAGCAUCGGGCUUCCUGGCCCCCCGGGGCCUCCAGGCUUGCCGGGCACAUCCUAUGAGGAGCUCCUCUCCUUGCUCCAAGGGUCUGAAUUCAGAGGUAUUAUUGGGCCCCCAGGUCCUCCUGGGCCCCCAGGGCUCCCAGGCAGUUCAUGGUCCAGCAUCAGCAUGGAGAACCUCUCAUCCUACCUGCAGACUGCUGGCUUGUCAUCCAUCCCAGGCCCUCCUGGUCCCCCAGGCCCCCCAGGCCCUAGAGGGCCCCCAGGAAUCUCAGGCGCUCUGGCGACAUAUGCAGCUGAAAACAGUGACAGCUUCAGGAGUGAGCUGAUCAGCUAUCUCACAAGUCCUGAUGUGCGCAGCUUCAUCGUUGGCCCCCCGGGCCCCCCUGGGCCCCAGGGCCCCCCCGGGGACAGCCGCCUGGUGUCAACGGACAGCUCCUACAGCCGGAGUGGCAGCUCCUCCUCUUUCAGUCGGGACACCUCCUACAGCUCCUCCAUGGGCAUAGGAGGAGCCAGUGGAGGCUCCCUGGGUGAAGGGGGAGCCUUUGGCAUGGACAUGGGCCGAGGCUACGGGGCCGCGGCCGAGGGUGGCAUGUAUGGCGGCGAUGGCAGAUUCGGGGCUGGCUUUGUCGGAGGUCUGGAUUACAACGAGCUGGCAGUUCGGGUGUCAGAGAGCUUGCAGCGUCAGGGUCUGCUCCAAGGGAUGGCCUACACGGUGCAGGGCCCCCCAGGCCGGCCUGGGCCCCAGGGGCCCCCUGGCAUCAGCAAGAUCUUCUCCGCCUACAGCAAUGUGACCGAGGACCUCAUGGACUUUUUCCGAACUUAUGGAGCCAUCCCAGGACCCCCUGGGCAGAAGGGAGAGAUGGGCAUCCCUGGACCCAAAGGUGAGAGGGGCCCUGCUGGGCCACCAGGUCGGUCUGGGCCACCCGGCCCUCGAGGGCACAAGGGAGAAAAAGGAGACAAAGGUGACCAAGUCUACACCGGGCGGAGGAGGAGGAGCAUUGCCGUCAAGCCAUAA
Rangifer tarandus platyrhynchus (Svalbard reindeer) is the source of this 4563-nucleotide messenger RNA. Lineage: Eukaryota; Metazoa; Chordata; Mammalia; Artiodactyla; Cervidae. The record is from the annotation of a GenBank genome assembly.